Sebastes umbrosus (honeycomb rockfish) is the source of this 3873-nucleotide messenger RNA. RefSeq names its product cilia and flagella associated protein 61 (gene cfap61). Gene Ontology annotation, molecular function: acyltransferase activity, transferring groups other than amino-acyl groups. Bases 363 to 3713 code for a protein of 1116 amino acids. The record is from RefSeq and is a predicted model, not a curated record. The transcript is spliced from 25 exons. Lineage: Eukaryota; Metazoa; Chordata; Actinopteri; Perciformes; Sebastidae.
CUGAAUUAUAAAAGGCAGAAGUGGUAAAACGAAGAGCCGUUUGGAAGCCGAAAGAGCCGGCUCUUCUUGGUGAGCUGAGCCAAAAGAUCUGGCUCACUAAAAAGAGCCCAAAUUCCCAUCACUAACUUGCGACUUCCGUUCCGUUGCUAUGGUUACGGAGUUUGUGACUGCAGAGAGCAUCUUUGCUAACAGCUAACAGCUAACAGCUAACAAAUAGUUACCUUCAAUCAUUUACUGUUUUAUAAAGCUAACAGCUAAAUAUCAUUUAGUUUAUAAUCUCACCCUCAUCUAACAGAAAGUUCACCAAUAAUACUGAAGUUGUAGUUUAUAAAGGAGGACUGUGAAAGUCAGUCCAGGUGAAGAUGAGGACCAUAACAUCAGCCAGGGGCCAACAGGAAACUGUGACCGUCAGAAGGAGUGAAUCAGCGGAUGCUCAGGGGAUCGACAGCCUCAUCAGCCGCUCGGCUAUGGCAGUUUUUGGAAGGAUCAACGUAAUUCAUCUUCUAGAGAAAGCCAAUCUGGCCGUGACUCUGGCCAAUGAAAAGGACGACAUCGUGGCUCACGCUUCCUUCUUCGAUCACCCGGUCGGCGACCUGGUGGAUCAGACUCAGUGGGAACCGUUCCUCCAGAAACACUUCGGCGCUGGACAAUGCACACCUUUGAACACACUCUUCCUCCACCUCUUCGUGGCACAGCCGGAUUUCGCCACAGCAAGUGUAAAAGAAAUAAUGAGGGCUGUCUUUAACGCCGUCGCAGAGCUUGAACACGUCUGCCUGGUCAGCCCGAACGUUGGUGCUUUAGAGCCGGCGCUGGAUGAGGUGUUUGAGCCGCUGCAGCGCCUGACUCACACCGCGCCUCAGUGCUUAGCGUUGAUCUGCCACAGACAAGAACACUAUCCAAAGCGCCACAUCCGUCCAGCCAGGGUUGAAGAUCAUGAUGACAUCGUGCGAGUGAUUUCAGAGCAGACCAAACUUCUGUCAGCCCUCGACCAGCCGUACCUCCUGGCAGAGCUCAUCGAGACACAGAACGAGGAAAAUCACAUCGCUGUUUGUGAGAGUCACGGAGCCGCCGUCGGCCUCAUUAGCGUCACUCGUGAUGUCAAUUUGAGACGUCUGCACGACGGCUUUGACCUGAGUGAGUUCGAUGGUUUGUCCAAACUGCAGCAACACGACGAAGCUGCUGCUCAGUCCGACUCAGGAGAAACCCAGACCCACGACUCACAGCAGGAGGAGAAACAGUCGACUGGACGUGUUUCAGAGAAACCCAACGCUUUCUGUAUUGACUUCUUUGUUGUUAACAAGAACUAUGAAACAAGAUCAGUGGACUUUAUUCCAUAUAUAUUCAAACUUUUCCCUGACCUGGACUUCUGCAUCAUCACCGUCCCGACGCUGUCCCCUGAGUUCCUGUUGCUGCAGAGUUUCGUCAGGGUGCCGCCCCGCACCACCAGCUCGCUGCCCCGUGAACUCUACGUCUUCCAACGCGCCAGCCUCAGGAGUGUGGAGGUGAGGCCGGCCGUGGCUGCAGACCGGCCGGCUGUCUGUGAUCUGGUGAAAGGUCUGAGACUGAGUGAGUCUCUGCUGCAGGACCUGGACCGCUUCUACGAGACCCGCAGAGACCCGGACGGCGUGGCGCUGCAGGCCUUCGUGGCCCAGGUGCACGGUCAGGUUGUGGGGGUACUGAUCAUCAGAGACGAGCAGGACAUCAGGUACAUUUGUGCCCACUACAACAUCGAGAACUUCAUCUAUUUCAGCCACCACCGCUACGAGGAGCACGCUCAGAUACGCCACUUUGUCCUCAAACCCUCCUUUCAGCACUUCAGCAAACACUUGUUUAAGGAGGUCCUCCGGCUGGCUCGGCGGUCCUGCCUGUUCCUCAGAGUCUACCCCUCAUCCCGCAGCCAGGAGAAUUCCUGCGUCCACCAUCUGGAUUUUGUCCUGGGUUGCUCGGUCCCUGUCCGCCCGCGACGCCAGAUCAUCUACCCGCUGGAGGAGCUUGGCAUCAACUCCCCUUCCAGGCAGAUCACCGAGGACCAGGCUCCGUUUGCUCUCAGCCUCAUCAGCAGGAAAUUAACCCUGGAGCCAAAGGUCACCGUUAACGCCAGGAUCGUGGUGGUGGGGGCGUCAGAAACCGGUUUAUCCUUCCUCGAGGUGCUUUGCUUCUGCCCUCACCUGAGGUUCAACAACCUGACCCUCGUCUCAACCCACGGUUUCCCCAGCGACUACGACCACGAGGACGCCGGCUUUCUGUCCACAAGCCAUGCGUACAGCAGCAGAGACUUGGCCCAGCUCCCUCUGCAUUCAUGCAUCCAUAUGGUGACUGGGAAGAUGGUGGGCAUCAAGAGGAAGUCCAAACACGUCCUCGUGUCCGGUGGUGGGAAGGUGCCCUACGAUCACCUCGUCCUCUGUACGGGCCUGCAGUACCAGGUGCCGUGUCCUACUGGUGUGGAUCUGAACCAGCACGGCACAAUCAGCCAGCUGCAGGCCCGGUCCAGAUACACCGGACCCGUCCCCUCCAACCUCUUCACCCUCAACGACCUCGACGACUGCACGGCUGCUCGCCGCUGGCUGUGUGCCAACUUUGUGGAGCUGGAGGAUAACGCCGUCGUCUACGGAAACAGCAUCGACGUCUUCACCACCUUGGAGACUUUGCUCAGCCUCGGCGUCCGGGGAUGUCGUAUCCAUCUAGUCCUCCCGCCUCCCGAGCCCGGCGUCUCCUGCUUCAGCGACCCUGUCGUGGAGAAGGCCGUGACGACGGCCGUGGAGAAGGCCAAGGUCCAGGUUCACCAUAACUGCCUGCUGGCUCAGAUGAACCACGGAGAACACCCCGAUCCUCUCAAAUCGGUGUCCUUCAUCACCGACGCAGAGCUCCUCCAUCUGCAGUGUGGAGUGUUCAUCAACCUCUCCAAUAAAGGAGUCGACCAAGACGCCUUCAAGGGCAUCAACAACUCCUUCCUGGUCUUCGACGGCAGACUCGUCAUAAACGCCACUUUCCACACCAGCGAUUCGGCCAUUUCUGGUGCCGGACCUCUCACCAAAUUCUCCCGCUUCUACUACGCAGACGAGUGGUCGCACGCCAACUUCAACUCCAAGGAAGUGGGCCGGGACCUGGCGGCCAAGUUGCUGCCCCUCUUCGACCCGACUCUGGAGCCUGCGGUGGAGCCUUCACCUGAAGUGGAUCUCCUCGUACCACUGUACAAACAGGCCAAGAUUCAAGGUGGGAAGCUGCCUUUAGGAUUUAACUACCUGCACAUUACCAAACCGUCUGCCACCAACCUGACAGGUCCUCAUGUUAAACAGCUCCAGGACAGCGGCAUCGUGACGGGACGGGCGGAGAAGGGGAACUACUUCUGUCUACAUGUGGACUGCUACGAGCUGGUGGAGACGCUCACCUGUCUGUCCCUGAAGCCCCUCCCCGUCUCCAAUUACCUGAAUCUGUACGGGAAACACCAGCAGCUGCUGGGCCAGCUGUCCACCCUGUACCACCAGGGCCUGAUCCACGACCUGUACAAUUUCUUCAUGCAGAGAUGGUGUUUGGCCGUUUAUCACGACAGAUUCUCCGACUUUGAGCAGGAGCUUCAGCAGAUCUCCUCAAACACAGACGACGAGUCGAGGCAACAGGACCGAUUCAGAAACGGCGUGAGGAGCGGCGCUGUGAAGUAUCUGACCUACAACCGAAACCUGCUGCCCAUGUUCGCCUACCCGGGUCAGCUGUGACAUCACACGUGACAUCGCCACGUUAACGAAGCUUUGGGUAACACUUCAUUUCACAGGUCCGCAAAUUUCAUGGUAAUGAGGUGAUAAUUAGCGAGUAACCUGUUUGAAAUUUCUAUGGAAUUACUGCCAAAUUACCCCCCAAUAUUUACCUCAAAAUCUA